GUCCUGGGUCACCGGGAGAGGGUAAAAAGCCGCCAUGACGCUCACCCUCCGGGCUGUAGGUGGCGCAAACGUGGCGGGGCGGCGGCAGCUCAGUCGGAGGUACAACAGGCGCAAAAAGUAGAGCUCCGAGCCGAACUCUGGGUGCGCGAUCGAUUGCUUCAGCCUGGUGACGUAUUUUGGGGUCGUCAAUCUGCGCAGUUGGGGCGCGAUGGCACCGGUGAGCCCGGCGGGGAGUUGGCGGAGUAAAGGUUUGGAGACGCGAGGCGAGGGUGUUCGUCAGGUCGGAUUUAAGAAUAAGAAUGUGAAACGGAGGACUUGGAGGCCUAACCAUCCACAGGCCUUCGUGGGAAGCGUUCGCGAGGGACAAGGCUUUGCAUUUCGGAGAAAAUUGAAGAUUCAGCAGAAUUACAAGAAAUUGCUAUGGAAGGAAAAGAAGGCUGGAACAGCACAGGAAUCCCAAUUCACAGAUCAGUACCCAGAUCACUUGAAACAUCUCUAUUUAGCUGAAGAGGAAAGACUCAGGAAGCAGCAACAAAAAAAAAAACGGCCUUUGGCAGAAGAAAAAGUCAACCCCCUUUUGCCUGAAGAGCAGUGUAGAGUUGACCAUGCUUUGUCUGAAGACCAGUCACAUCAGCCUCAGCUAGAAGAGCAACGUAGCAAGACAGUAAAUUCCACGAGUGUUCCAAAGAAAAAGAAAACAUCCAAUCAGAAAGCACAAGAAGAAUAUGAGCAGAUACAAGCUAAGCGUGCUGCUAAGAAACAAGAAUUUGAGAAGAGAAAACAAGAGAGAGAAGAAGCUCAAAGGCUCUACAAAAAGAAAAAAAUGGAAGUGUUCAAAAUAUUGAGCAAAAGGACUAAAAAGGGCCAACCAAACUUGAAUUUACAAAUGGAGUAUCUUCUUAAAAAAAUACAAGAAAAAAGCUGAAUCAGACAUUUUGUCCUUUAGGGUAAAAAUACUCACCGAAUGUCUAUUGGAUUCUUAUGUAUAGGAAAUUCAUAGUCCCUGAAAAUGAACCAAAUUUGGCAACAUAACAUAAACUGCUAAGAUGUGCAAAUACAAUUUUUUCUUGUAAAAGAAAAAUUUUAAUAUGUAUAGUUGAUGUAAUAUGGCUGGUUUUACAUUUAUUUGCCUCGAGGGAGAUUGGGUUGAACUUAAAAAUCUAUUUGGGAGAGAGGCUCAGGCAUACUUUUGUAAUGUAUAAAAUUUAUAUGAAAUAAAAUUCAUUUAAAAUAAGAGGGUGGAGUUUUCAAUGAUUAU
This is a messenger RNA of Fukomys damarensis (Damara mole-rat), 1258 nucleotides long. RefSeq names its product coiled-coil domain containing 59 (gene Ccdc59). Gene Ontology annotation, cellular component: nucleus. Lineage: Eukaryota; Metazoa; Chordata; Mammalia; Rodentia; Bathyergidae. The record is from RefSeq and is a predicted model, not a curated record. Bases 209 to 925 code for a protein of 238 amino acids. The transcript has 4 exons.